Messenger RNA from Megachile rotundata (alfalfa leafcutting bee), 1034 nucleotides. It is a transcript of the gene Coa7, whose product is annotated as Cytochrome c oxidase assembly factor 7. NCBI's taxonomy places the organism in Eukaryota, Metazoa, Arthropoda, Insecta, Hymenoptera, Megachilidae. Gene Ontology annotation, cellular component: mitochondrial intermembrane space. Gene Ontology annotation, molecular function: protein binding. The record is from RefSeq and is a predicted model, not a curated record.
AUAUCUUUUCGUCAUUUUGAUUGGCCGUUCAGAAUCGAAAACAUGUGCUUACCUAACUAAAUUGUACUCGCCGUUACGAAUAUUCGAUUAAAACAUAAUAAUUAUUAAUUGAAAUGGCAGGAAUCAAUUUUAAAGAUGAAGAAGAAGUUAAAGAAUAUCUGAAAAACCUUCAUAUUGAGUAUCAAUUCGGUUGUUACAGUGAGAAAAAGCCCGAAGUUUGUCAUCUACUGGGAGAUUAUAACGAAGCAAUUAAAGUAAAUCACAGUGAGGCGGGGAAAAUAUAUAAAAAGAAUUGUGACGACUACAAUUUUGGUAGAAGUUGUACAAAAUACGGCGAAUAUGUCUAUGUGGGUAGAGGGUGUAAGAGAAAUACUAUGGAGGCAUACAAAUACAUGAAAAAAGGAUGUGAGGCCAAUGAUGCAAAGGGUUGUCUCGAUACAGGUAUUUUUGCAAUCUCAGAGGAGAAUCUAGAAAAUUCAAAAGAAUCCCAAAUUUCUCUUGGAAUGGACGUGUUAAAGAAAGCUUGUGAUGCUAAUCUUGAUUCAGCUUGUUUUUAUUUAUCUGGUAUUUAUAUGAGGGGAAUAGAAGGAUUUGUCGAGAAAAGUAUGAAAGAUGCAUACACAUAUUCUUUGAAGUCUUGCGAAGCAGGAAACCCUUAUGCAUGUUCCAAUCUAUCUAAGAUGCAUAGAAUCGGAGAUGGUGUGAAAAAAAGUGAAGAGAUGGCAAAACUUUUUAAGAGUAAAGCCAACCGAUUACUGGAAGAAUUAAGAAAGAAUAAACCGCAGUUACAGUUUCAACAGGGUAUUGACCCGUAACUGAAUUUUUUGCAUUUAAAUUAUACUGUACAGCAGAUACAUUGAAGUGUUGAAACUGUAAUUGUAGUUUGUUUAAAGUUUUUUUUGUCACUUUUUUGUUAAAAGUACAAUAGAUAUCUCCUAUUUAUAUUUACUUUCGUUCACGAUACAGAACGAUGAGUUUGACCAGCAUGAAAUUGUUACUGUUAAUAUAACGAUUAAAUGAAUCGUUAUGCUUUU